AUGCCAGCAGAUGGUUUAUGUACUGACUUAACAUGUGAUAAAGAAAUAAAACAUCUAUAUGAAUGUCAUUGUUGUUUAAGUCUUAUUUGCUUUCAUCAUUUAAGUGAACAUGUUCAAGUAACACAGCGAAACAAAGAACGACUUGUUAGUCUUCGAAAUGAAUUAAAAACAGUUGUUGGUACACUUAUAGUAAUUGUUGAAAAAAAAUCACUAAAUAUUGAACGUGAAAAGAAUUUAACUGAACAAGCACAAAAACUACUUGAUGUAGAAAAUGGUUCAAUUGAUGAAGUUCAGAUCAUUUUUGAAGAAAUCAAAGAAGCGAUUGCAUUGAGUCAAUUAGAAGAAAUUAUUAAACUUGAACCAAUAUUAUCAAAUACAAAAACUUGUUCUUGUAUUUGUAAAUGUCGAAAUCAAAAUGAUGAAUUCUUAUCGAAGACUACUUCAUCACCAUCAAGUAGAUCUCUUGUUUAUCUGAAUUCAACAGAUAAAUCAAUGAUGACAACAGACGAUGAAUAUUCAAUGAGUGACAGUAGUGUCAUUGUUGAUUGUAAUUCGCUUGAUCGAACAACAGUUACUAUCGAAGAUAGCGAUGAUGAUAAUGAGCAAAACGAAAUGAAAUCAAGACCACUCAGUGGUUUACGUGGUUUAUGUCCAUUAACAGUUAAUGGUGCAUUUGGUCUUACAACAGCUAACCAUUCAAUGCGUUUUUGCUCAAAAAAAAAGCCUCGCUCAUUAGUAUUAUAUUUUCAUUUUCUGGGUAAACAUCGAUUAAAGCCAGUUUAUGCUCGACGUUUACUGAAAGCUAUUUCAAACAAUGAAGAUCCAAAAACAACAAAACUCUUCAAUAAAAAUGAAGGUGUGAUCAAUCAUUUAUGUAAAAUCCCAUGCCCCUGCAGUAAAAAUAUGAUUCAUUUAUUUCGAGGUUCUACGAAGGACAUGCAUAGAGUACCAUGUCACUAUUCACGAAUGUCAGCUAGAAUAUUACUCCAUCAUUUACAAUAUUAUCACCAUGUUACCGAGAAUGUAGCACAAACAUUAGUUAAUCAAUCAAAGGAAAUUGAAAUGGAAAAACUUAAUUAA
This is a messenger RNA of Adineta steineri, 1080 nucleotides long. The record is from the annotation of a GenBank genome assembly. NCBI's taxonomy places the organism in Eukaryota, Metazoa, Rotifera, Eurotatoria, Adinetida, Adinetidae.